AGUGCUAGUAUAUGCAUGAAUUUGAUGAGAGGAAGUCAUGAAAACAAUUAACCACUAGCACAUUUUUCUUUCCAAAACAAGGGAAAACUAGGGAAUUUAAAAGCAUUACGAACGAGCCCAGAAUCAACCUAGAUUCAGAGAACAGGGCCUUUCAGUCAUUUCAAACAUGAUUGAAAACAUUAUCAUGUUUUUCUCUAAAAUGCAAGCCUAGAAGAGUACAGUUGUAUAUAUUCAAAUUAAAAAUUUGAAGAGUUCAAUCUUAAUUAUAGAGAUCGUGGGACCAAAAUGGCUUCUGUUACUUUAUUAACUCUCUUGGCUCACACACAACAGACAGACAGCUUGUUUUUCUAUUCAAAAUUUCUCCCUUGUCCUUCCACUUCUUGUCAGCUCUCGUCCCCUCCGCCCCUCUAUAUAUAAGGAAACCCUCUCCUUUCCUCUAAACAACUCCACCAACUCCCUGAUCACCUCUCACCUGAUCUCUCUUUCUCUCUUCAUGAAUGGAGGAUCUUAUGAUGAGGAAACGACCAGCCUUUAUGCCUAGUUCAAUCACUCCUGCAUCACCACUAACCAUGCAUAGAGAUUCACACACAAUAGACAAAGUCAAGCCAAAGAUACGCAUAAUUCACAUCUUUGCUCCUGAAAUCAUCAAGACGGAUGUUGCAAACUUCAGAGAGUUGGUGCAAAGACUUACAGGGAAACCAACUGUUCAAAAGGGGGGUUGCAAGAAGAAAGCAACAAGCGCAAGAACACAGGAUCAACCAAGAAACUGCAACAACAACAACAACAACUACUUAUGUGACAACAAGCCUGUUAUGACCAAGAAAGUUGAGCUAAGGAGCGGGUUUGGGAGUACUUUGGGGUCUAGAGAAAGAGUUAAAGAGGAAGAAGAAAUAUGGAAUGGUCCAAAUUCAGGUGGGUUCUUAGGUGGAUUUACAGAUUUGGAUGGUUUCAUUCAAGAGCUUGGUGAAUUUCCAUUGCUGCCAAUGGAUGCUAAUCACAUGCAAGGGUUCGGGGAGACUCAACUUGCCUAAACGAUCCUUGCAAAUGCUUGAUUACAUCUGGCUUUUGUGUUUUUUUGGGAUUAUAUAAUAUGGAUCUAAUUUAGAUAUUGGUUUAACUCAUGAAUUCUUCUGCUUAUUAAUUUGUUCAUUUUUCUAAUUCAUUUAUCUCUAUUUAAUCUCUCUCUUGAUGUAAAUAAAGAGGAAAAACUUUCUCUUUUUAAAUUGAAGAACAGAAAUUGCAUUUUCUUA
Messenger RNA from Populus trichocarpa (black cottonwood), 1250 nucleotides. RefSeq names its product VQ motif-containing protein 17. The transcript has a single exon. NCBI's taxonomy places the organism in Eukaryota, Viridiplantae, Streptophyta, Magnoliopsida, Malpighiales, Salicaceae. Bases 498 to 1031 code for a protein of 177 amino acids. Gene Ontology annotation, cellular component: nucleus. The record is from RefSeq and is a predicted model, not a curated record.